AUGAUUCGUCAAGAAUUUGGCUCAGACUUUCCAAAUUUAAAAGAUUUAUUAAGAAAAGUUUCUCUUGUCUUUGUCAACUCAAACCCCUUCUUUGAGAUGCCUAGACCAACCUCCAACAAAGUUGUUUAUAUUGGUGGAUUGGUGGAUAAUUUGGCAACUGAGGCUAAUAAAAAACUGGAACCAAAAAUUAAAAAAUUAUUGGACGAAGCAGUUGAAGGCGCAGUCCUUUUCUCGUUUGGAUCAAUUGCUGACACAACCAAAUUAAAUUUAAAAAUUAUAGAGGGAAUUGUAAAUGCUUUUAGACGGUUCCCUAAUAUUCAAUUUAUUUGGAAAUUGGAUUCUGAAACAAUAAAAAAUAUGUCUGAGUUAAUUAGCCCAGUAUCCAAUAUUCAUACUUUUGAGUGGCUUAGACAACCAGCUAUUUUAGUCCAUCCCAACUUGAAAGCAUUUAUUACUCAUUGCGGACAAAACAGUCUAACCGAAUCAGUGUAUGCUGGUAUUCCUAUUAUUGGUAUUCCCCUUUUUGGGGAUCAAUUUUACAAUGCUGAUGUUGCCGUUUCACAUGGUAUAGGGCUACAGAUAGAUGUUAAUGAAUUGAAUGGACCGAAUGCCGAAAAUAUUUUAUUUGAGGCUAUAGAAAGGGUCCUCAAAGUCCCCUCAUUUCGCCAGAAUGCCCAAAUAUUAUCCAAAAAAUUAAAAUUGACUCCAUUCAAACCAAAAGAUAGGUUAGUAAAAUGGGUUGAAUUUGCAGCAGAAUUUGACGAUUUAUCAGAACUUGAUUUGCCUGGAGACAGGGAAUUAAAUUGGUUUAUUUAUUAUUCUGUGGAUGUUAUAACAUUUUCAAUUGGAUCUUUGGCUGUUAUUUUGGUGGUUGUUUGGAAAUUUACAAAAUGGAUUUUGAUUAAAUUUUGGCAAAUUUUGUGUCCGAGAAAUAUAAGAAUAGAAGAAAAGAAGCUUAAUUAA
Messenger RNA from Meloidogyne enterolobii, 963 nucleotides. NCBI's taxonomy places the organism in Eukaryota, Metazoa, Nematoda, Chromadorea, Rhabditida, Meloidogynidae. The record is from the annotation of a GenBank genome assembly.